This is a messenger RNA of Spodoptera frugiperda (fall armyworm), 973 nucleotides long. RefSeq lists its product as uncharacterized. NCBI's taxonomy places the organism in Eukaryota, Metazoa, Arthropoda, Insecta, Lepidoptera, Noctuidae. The record is from RefSeq and is a predicted model, not a curated record. The transcript has 5 exons. Bases 128 to 775 code for a protein of 215 amino acids.
UGAGGCGGGUGCACUGCCGACAUCGAUAACAAGGCGCCGAUACGCGGCUUCGACACACGUGGAAAAUGUGGCUUCCUAUAUCUGAUCCCUGAUUGGCUGUUGUUGUUCUACAGUGCAUUUAUUAGCAAUGGGUUUGAAUUGGAUUGGCAUCGGACUUCUGAUUCUCGUCCUGAACGUGGCAGCUGAUGAUGAGGAGGAACACAAGGCUAUGGUGAAGCGACAGAUCAACAGUAUACCUUUAGUUUAUCCCCAAGGAGGUACUUAUAAGUUUAUCAUCGGCUUAUCAGCCCCAAUCAAAUCGGAGGACUACGUGAGUCUCGCUUUCGCUGCGAACUUCCAGUAUCAGUAUGUGCAGUUCCAGAAUAUAAGUGAACUGUCCCGGUACUACUUCAUCAAGACCGUCUCUAGAGAACAGAGAGAGGCUGAGAUCGCUGCUAGGAAGGAUGAGAGGCUCACGUUUUACACUGCUGUCGCCGACAUGUUGCGAUCGAAAGGUUUCAACGGUGAGGAGUGUGUUUACCGAGCGAUUUGCGAAGCUGCGCAGUAUCCUGUUGAAGAAGAAGGCUUAGUGGGAGAAAUAAUACAUAUACUACUCACGCCAGAUUAUGGAAAGACAGCAUUUGAUGACAAGGAUGAAGACUUGGAGUAUAUGAUGGCGCCCUACAAUGAUGCGGCUACUGCUGGGCGGCAGAUGUUCAACUGUGCUUCCAUCUACUCCGGCUGUCCUGAGGGUCAGGGUCUGAUGGAAAUGUUCAGCGUACUUAGAGACGAAUAAUAGUAAUGUUGUUAGUGUUUGGGUGAAGGUGUCUUUGAAAAGAAGUACCUACAUUAUGUGAAUAGUAUGUUUGAAUAUAGUGACUUCUGGAUAGAAGGUCUUUAAAAUAUUAUUAUUAUGUACUUAUAAAUAAAUGUAUGUGCAUUUUGUUUUCAUUGUUAUCUAAAGAUUUUAUGAAUGGAAUGAACUUGAAAAAUU